CCAGCAGUCCACUGGCCAUCUUUUAAACAAAGGGUUCCUUUGGAACAUGAGGUUAAUGGGUUCAUGAGGGCUUAUAUUUGUCCUUCUUAUACAGUGUAAAGCAGAAGAAUGAAACGCCACGACAAGUUGCAGGAGAAGGCACUGCUACUCCUCCUUCUCUUUUGAAGAAAAGACGUCAAAACGUGUCCUCCAACCAGACGACGACGUGAAACAUGUCACUGCAUUGCGGCCUGAAAUGAAUCUGCGCGGAAUACGGGAGGGUUGCAAACCCCUCGCCCGGCACCUGAUUCGCUUUAGCCGCCUGUUGUCUCCCGCGAGAUCUGCACCCCCGCAGGGACCAGAAAGGGCCAAGAUGAGAUUUGGGGGGAAAUCGUUUGAUGGCUGACGCACGAGUCGGAGCCCCAGAUUUUGAAGUCGGGGUGUGAGGACAUAAGCGGGUUCGAAACUAAGAAACUGCUUUCUUCGUAGAGUUGUGUUUUUUCACUUUUAAACAGAAGAUGAUCAGCCUAAGUGAAUCUUACUCUUCUGGGGAGGAAUCUGUGACCUGGCUGACCAGCCUGUUGAAAGAAUGGAUUUGUCCAGAUCAUUACCUGGGGAUUUUCACAGACUAUAAAGCAUAUCUAUGGGUAUUAAUACCCUUCAUAAUGCUUUUUUCGCCUGUUCUAAUUUUGCUUGGCUUUAUUUAUCUUUCUACUCUUCUCCUGCAUAUUUACAAAAUAAUGAGUAAUUUAAAGGGAGAUUAUCUUGGUAAAUCAUGGAAUACUGGAAGGAGAGCAGUAUCUUAUCUUUGGGACAUAUAUGGCAUAGUGUGGCAUGGCUAUGAGGUGCAUGGGAUGAAUAAAGUACCAGAAGGACCAGGACUUAUUGUGUGUUACCAUGGAGCUUUUCCGCUGGACUAUUUCUAUUUUGUAUCUAGACUCUAUUUACAGACAGGCAGACUCUGCCACACAGUGGUUGAUUACAAUUUUUCCAAAAUUCCAGGUAUAAAUCUGUUUUAUAAUGUCCAUGGUCUUACAAAUGAUGGGAGAAUGGGAUGUGUUGAAAUUCUGAAAAAAGGGAACUUAUUAGGAGUUUUGCCAGGUGGAGCCCGAGAAGCCUUCUUUAGUGAUGAGAACUACAGCCUCGUUUGGGGUGGUCGGUUGGGCUUUGCUCACGUGGCCAGAGAUGCAAAAGUGACCCUUCUUUCUCCCAACUGUCCUCUCUCCAUUUCUAUCCUUUACCUGGACCUGAGGACUGCAGCACUGUGUCAACUUCUGGAGACUUCUAGCCACUGCCUCCAACCAUGGCUUUUGUUUUAAAAGGUACAUUUUUUGUUUAAAGCCCUUAAAACCCAAGCUGGUGGGUCAAUGAUGGGAAUUGUAGUUCUUUUAAUGGGUACAGCUAGUGCCGAUUUUUGGCUGGAUUUAUGCUCUAUAAUAGCGGAAAGAAUAUUGUAAAGUUGUGCAACUGACUUCAGUUCUUACAACUUUUGUAUUGCUUUUGUUAGUAUUUAAAAUGUUAUUAAUUAUAUGCUACCUUGUGGGGGUCUUUGGAAGAACUAAGAGUCAGAGUUUGUAUACAUUAAAUAGAGAAUUAUGCUCAUUCUCUAUGGUAAGAGCUCAUUUUAUGUUUUAAGUUUCAGCUUGCAAAAACGUAGUUAACUUGGGCAGCUGCAAAUUUCCUAUUGAUCCAUACACUGGCUGGAUCCUGACUUAUAAAGUGAAUGUGCAGCAAAGGAAGCACACAUGCACUUGCUGAAUUCCAGAGUAAAGCAGUGUGGGUGCACUGCUCACACGGGAAGGAGGCCGAUCUCUCCUUCCUGUCAUCCUUGAAAAGAUGUCCUUAAGGGUUGCACAGCCCUCAGGAAAUCAUUUUUGGGAUCACAGAACACUUUAAAAGGAAAGGGAGAUUCACAGAUAUCGGCCUCCUAUGCAACUGUCCCUGCUUUGUUGUGGAAUGCAGCAAAUGUGUGUGCACUCUGUAAGUGAAGGUAUCAGCCACUGAAAUCAAUGGGACACACACAAAAAUUUGGCCUGUUUAUUUUGACUUAUAGAUAUUAGUUUAUUUUACUGCUUUAUUUGAUUACAGUAUUAUGUUGUCUGGCAUUUACUUUGGCUGACAUUCUGACUAAAUUACUUGAUGGCAGUCCUAUCGAAAUCGAGUAGUCCUUUACAGUAGAUGCUUAGUACUAUUCUGUAACUUAGUCUAGAUGUCAGCCAUUAAUUUAAUCAGGAUUGAUUGUUUAUCUGCUGUUUUAGGUUUUUCAUGAUUGUUUAGAUGUUCUAUGAAUUGUUAAGCUGUUCUGUAUGCAAUUUAUGGCAGAAAUAAGCCAUAAUUUUAAAAUGUGUAUAAUUUAAAUUUAAUGUAUAUAAUUUUUUUAAAUGUACUGAAUUUAUUUAAAAAUGUACUAAAUUUAAGAAAUAAUGGGGUGUGUAUGUAUAACUGUUUUGUGGGGAAAACAAAAAAUAGUUCAAAAAUAGUUAGCAUUUAGGCAUGCUCUUUUAUAUUUGGAGGUAUUUUCUUGAAUAUCUCAGGGAGCUUUAUGAUUUAACUUGUUGUCUUCAGUCACACAAGACCUCUGUAAGCUUCCUUUGGAGAUUGUUUUGUUUCCACUAUCAAUGUACAUUGGAAUGAAAAUAUUGUAUCUUUGAAAAUAAUUUAUAAGCAGCAUUUUAAAAAUAAA
Hemicordylus capensis (graceful crag lizard) is the source of this 2662-nucleotide messenger RNA. Its product is annotated as transmembrane protein 68-like. Bases 498 to 1298 code for a protein of 266 amino acids. Gene Ontology annotation, cellular component: membrane. Lineage: Eukaryota; Metazoa; Chordata; Lepidosauria; Squamata; Cordylidae. The record is from RefSeq and is a predicted model, not a curated record. Gene Ontology annotation, molecular function: acyltransferase activity. The transcript is spliced from 5 exons.